Messenger RNA from Terrapene triunguis (Three-toed box turtle), 1508 nucleotides. RefSeq names its product serine hydroxymethyltransferase 2 (gene SHMT2). Gene Ontology annotation, molecular function: protein homodimerization activity; glycine hydroxymethyltransferase activity; mRNA 5'-UTR binding. Lineage: Eukaryota; Metazoa; Chordata; Testudines; Emydidae. The annotation marks the transcript as partial. The record is from RefSeq and is a predicted model, not a curated record. The transcript is spliced from 8 exons. Gene Ontology annotation, cellular component: cytoplasm; cytosol; mitochondrial matrix. Gene Ontology annotation, biological process: protein homotetramerization; L-serine catabolic process; regulation of oxidative phosphorylation.
CUGACCCACGGGUACAUGUCGGACGUCAAGCGCAUCUCGGCCACCUCCAUCUUCUUCGAGUCCAUGCCCUAUAAACUCAACCCGGCCACGGGGUUGAUCGACUACGAGCAGCUGGAGGUGACGGCCCGGCUCUUCCGCCCCCGCCUCAUCAUCGCAGGCACCAGCGCCUACGCCCGCCUCAUCGACUACGCCCGCAUGAAGAAGGUGUGCGAGGAGGUCCGGGCCUACCUGCUGGCCGACAUGGCACACAUCAGCGGGCUGGUGGCUGCCAAGGUGGUGCCCUCGCCCUUCGAGCACGCCGACCUGGUGACCAGCACCACGCACAAGACCCUGCGCGGGGCCCGGUCCGGGUUGAUCUUCUACCGCAAAGGGCUGCGCUCGGUGGAUAAGAAGACGGGCAAGGAGACCCCCUACAACCUGGAGGAGCCGAUCAACUUCGCCGUCUUCCCCUCGCUGCAGGGCGGGCCCCACAACCAUGCCAUCGCCGCCGUGGCCGUGGCCCUGAAGCAGGCCAGCUCCCCCGCCUUCCGGGAGUACUGCCAGCAGGUGCUGAAGAACGCCAGGGCCAUGGCGGAGGCGCUGCUACAGAGGGGUUACACCCUGGUGUCAGGCGGCACCGAUAACCACCUGGUGCUGGUGGACCUGCGGCCGAAGGGCAUCGACGGGGCCCGGGCCGAGCGGGUGCUGGAGCUGGUGUCCAUCACGGCCAACAAGAACACCUGCCCAGGGGACAAGAGCGCCCUGACGCCGGGGGGCCUGCGGCUGGGGGCCCCGGCGCUGACGUCCCGCCGGUUCCGGGAGGCCGAUUUCCAGAAGGUCGUGGCCUUCAUCGACGAGGGGAUCAGCAUCGGCCUGGAGGUCAAGAGCAAAACCACCAAGCUGCAAGACUUCAAAUCCUUCCUGCUGAGUGACGCGGCGACGCAGAGCCGCCUGUCCGACCUGCGCCAGCGCGUGGAGACCUUCGCCCGCUCCUUCCCCAUGCCCGGCUUCCAGGAGCGCUGAGCAGCGGGGGCUGGCCCCGCCCGCGCUCCGGGGACAGAGACUGACCCUAACCCCAGGAGGGGGGCAGUGCUGGGACCCCGGGCAUCCCACCACGUGGCACGACCCCUUCGUAUCCCACUCUGCCCUGCAGCCUUCAGCCCCCCCCAGGGCUCCCCUGCCCCUGCAGCUGACUUCAGGCUGACCCGUUAUUGUAGGGUCUCCGGCUGGAACGUCCCCCAGCCCCGUGCCAGCUCCCACCCCUCCUUACCAGUCACAAUCAAGGUCGUCCCAUUGCAGGUGCCCUGCGCGUACGCCCCCCCCUUCCCCCCCGGUGCCAGCGGGGGUUGGGAAAACGCCCCCAAAGGCCUAGUUCUGGGUCCCAGGCCUCUCCCGCUAAGGACGCUCCAGCUGCUUUUCCCCUAGACAGGGUGGGUCAAAUGGGGCAGCGCGGUGGCGGGGGGGGAGGUCCUCCCUUGUCAGGGCGCCGCUGGUUUAACGGAGCGAAAAAACCUGGAACGUCGGAAAGU